GGGUUAUUUAUAUAUUUAAACAAACACUCCCUUUAUUUUUCAUUCUCAAACCCGCCCCUUCUUCCAGGAGUUUGAUCGUUGAGAGAGAGAGAGAGAGAGAGAGGAGGAGAGAGGGAGAUGGAGGACACCAGGUCUAGGUUCAAGAGGAUUUGUGUGUUUUGUGGGAGUAGUUCUGGGAAGAAAGCUAGCUACCAGGAGGCUGCGGUUGAGUUGGGGAAGGAACUGGUGGAGAGAAGGAUUGAUUUGGUCUAUGGAGGUGGGAGCGUGGGACUGAUGGGUCUUGUUUCUCAGGCUGUUCAUGAUGGUGGGCGCCAUGUUCUAGGGGUUAUUCCAAGGACUCUAAUGCCUAGAGAGAUUACUGGAGAGACUGUUGGAGAAGUGAGGGCUGUAUCCCAUAUGCACGAAAGGAAAGCUGAGAUGGCCCGUCAAGCUGAUGCCUUCAUUGCCCUCCCAGGUGGGUAUGGGACCCUUGAAGAGCUGCUUGAAGUCAUUACAUGGGCACAACUUGGAAUCCACAAAAAACCAGUGGGUCUGUUGAAUGUGGAUGGAUACUACAAUUCCUUGUUGUCUUUCAUUGACAAGGCUGUCGAUGAAGGCUUUGUUUCACCAACUGCUCGCCGCAUUAUAGUGUCCGCACCAACAGCCAAAGAAUUGGUCAGAGAACUUGAGGAAUACGUUCCGGAGCAUGAUGAAGUGACAUCUAAGCUGAUCUGGGAAGAGGUGGAAAUAAUAAGUUACGCGUCAGAGAAGCCUGGUGUGGCCACAUGAUUGCUACACGGUUUUACUCUCUGUAAUUUUUUUGGGGUUUUUAGCUUACUUGGUGUAUAGGUAUAUACGGUCUAUACCGUACAAUUUCAGCACAGAAACCUUUUUUUGCCUUUCUUCGAACUGCGCCAAUAUCACUGUGACUCAGGAAGUUUUGAUAUACAUGUUCACCUUUUCCCUUUUUUUUUUAACUUAA
Vitis riparia (riverbank grape) is the source of this 961-nucleotide messenger RNA. RefSeq names its product cytokinin riboside 5'-monophosphate phosphoribohydrolase LOG7-like. NCBI's taxonomy places the organism in Eukaryota, Viridiplantae, Streptophyta, Magnoliopsida, Vitales, Vitaceae. The coding region runs from base 118 to 768 and encodes 216 amino acids. Gene Ontology annotation, cellular component: nucleus; cytosol. Gene Ontology annotation, molecular function: hydrolase activity, hydrolyzing N-glycosyl compounds. The transcript has 7 exons. The record is from RefSeq and is a predicted model, not a curated record. Gene Ontology annotation, biological process: cytokinin biosynthetic process.